ACUCUGCUAGCUUCGCGUUCGACGACCGGUUAAGAGCUUUCGCCCACCGCGGACUAGACGUGAUGCGGGCAGGAAGAGAAUUCUAAAUAUUUGGGCUCCAAAAUGGGUCAGGCCUCGCGUUAGCCACCGCUAGCUUAGCAUAUAAUGUAAACAUUUUCUUGACACCCUUUAUGUUGCGCUUUUGCUUGUUUGAAACGUUAAAACCCGGUCGUGCAAACCGCCUCAAUCAGCCAAAUGUGUGUUAAAUGUUAUUUCGUAGCGACUACGACUACGAGUACGUGUGUGAGGCUGCCUUUGUAUUUGCCUCCAUUGGCACGCAGCCAUUUAAUGGCGAGUCCUUAUUUAGCUAACGUUAGCACCCCAAAGGACGAUGCUCGUUUUUGUUUGUUCGCCGUUCCCGAGUUAGUUAGGUCACCGGCGGCGUGUUUCGCUCCACCGCCUCGCCGUGCGGCCAGCCACUAGCCACCCGCCCCAGCCCGGCGUCCCGGCCGCCGGCGCAAUUAAUUCAGCCAAAUUGGCUUUAGCCUCUUCGGCUAGCAUGGCCACCGGAAUUCAUCAAGCGAUUGUCUCGCUUCAUGGCGUCAGGCCUUGAUGAACACCUUUCCACACGCACACGCACAAGCAUGAGCACGUCGCCAUUUGAGCAUUUAUUACUCUACUAUCCUCGUUAAGGUGUAUUUGUACGGUCUUUGUCCUCACUAUUAUGACAAUCCAGCGCACUCGUAAAGUAUGACAUUUCUGCACAUUUGAAGGACAACUGGUAUAUUUUACAAAUGAGACAAAACUGCACUAGUUGACAUCUAUGUGCCGUGCUACUACAGUAGUACUACAAGUGAAGCAUGCAAGCACACAGUUGCAAAGCAGUGCAAUUUUGCCUCACUACUGAGGACCGGGGUCCAAAUCCGGGCCCCGCCUGUGUGGAGUUUGCAUCUUCUCCCCGUGCCUGAGUGGGUUUUCUCCGGGUACUCCGGUUUCCGCCCACAUCCCAAAAACAUGCAGGGUAGGUUGAUUGGAGACUCUAAAUUGGCCGUAGGUGUGAAUGUGAGUGCGAUUGGUUGUUUGUUUCUAUGUGCCCUGCGAUUGGCUGGCGACCAGUUCAGGGUGUACCCCGCCUCUCGCCCGAAGAUAGCUGGGAUAGGCUCCAGCGGACCCGCGACCCGAGUGAGGAUAAGCGGAAAGGAAGAUGAAUGAAUUAAUGAAUAGUAGCCUAUUAUGUCGAAUGUGUCCUGCUGGUGAGGACAAAGAGGGUACUAGUACAUGGACCUUAAGAUGGCUAUCAAGAACUUACUUGUAAUGUUUUUCCACUAUUAGUGCCACUUUUGGCCUUCUAGUAAGCAACUUACUAGUUAGCUACUGUGCACCCUAGUUGUUGGAUAUCCAGCACAAGUAGAAUGACUAGGAUGCACUAGUACAACGACUGAAUCUUACUUGUAAUGUGUUUUCCACGACUAGUGCCAUUUUAGCCUUCUAGUACGACCUUAAGCUGGAUAUCGAAUAAAUGCAUACAUUUAUGGGAAGCGUUUGAGCAUUUAUUCGACACCUUGAUAUCCAUCUUAAGGUCCAUGCACUAGUACACUCUUUGUCCUCCCUAAUAUGACAAGUUAAAGUACUAGAACGACCAGAGCAGACUAGAAUGACUGUCUUUAUUAGUAACGAUUUUCCACGGCUAGUGCCACUUUUGGCCUAGUAGUACGCAAUUAAAUGUUAGCAAUGCUGCACUAGUAACAAUACUAGGCCCAGUGGAAGGCAGUAGUGGAAACAAUGUUACUACUAGUGCGCCUUAGUUGUUGAAUUUUACCCAAUUUAAGGCCCAUGUACUAGUAAGCGCUUUGUCCUCACGAGUAAAAAAGACAAUUCAGCACAUUAGUAGAAUGACAAUUAUUUCUUAAUGUAAUGUAUUAUUUCUUAAUUUCUAAAUGUAAUGUAAUGUUAUUUCCACUACUGGUAUCCCUUUUGUCCAAGUUUUACCGCAUUUUCACAUCAAGAGUUGCCAAAUUCUACAUUGAAGAAGUGCAAGAUUACGUCUUUUUCGAGAACUCCUCCAGUAAUCCUUACCUGAUCCGGCGAAUAGAAGAGCUCAACAAGACGGCCAGCGGCAACGUGGAGGCCAAGGUGGUGUGCUUCUACAGGAGGAGGGACAUCUCGCACAGCCUCAUCCAGCUGGCAGACAAACAUGCAAAGGAGCUGGAGGAGGAGAAGGAGAACCCCACAGAGACUGAGCUCACAGACAAACAGAAGCACCAGCUUCGCCACAGAGAACUCUUCCUCUCGCGCCAGUACGAGAGCUUACCCGCCACGCACAUCAGGGGGAAGUGCAGCGUGGCGUUAUUGAAUGAGACUGAAGCGGUUCUUUCGUACCUCGACAAGGAGGAUACCUUCUUCUACUCGCUGGUUUAUGACCCGACGCAGAAGACCCUGCUGGCCGACAAAGGCGAGAUCCGAGUGGGGCCCCGCUUCCAGGCCGACGUGCCGGAAAUGCUCCUGGAGGCUGGUCAGGGAGAUGACAGGGACCAGGCCAAACUGGAGGAGAAACUCUGGGAUCCGGAGUGUCCGCUCACCAACAAACAGAUUGACCAGUUUCUGGUGGUGGCGAGGGCGGUCGGCACCUUCGCCCGGGCGCUAGACUGCAGCAGCUCGGUCCGACAGCCAAGUUUACACAUGAGCGCGGCAGCAGCGUCGCGCGACAUUACACUGUUUCACGCAAUGGACACUCUGCACGCGCACAACUACGACCUAUCGAGCGCACUGAGCGUGCUGGUGCCGGCGGGCGGUCCCGUGCUCUGCCGAGAUGAGAUGGAGGAGUGGAGCGCCUCGGAAGCGGCCAUGUUUGAGGAGGCGCUGGAAAAGUACGGCAAGGACUUCAACGACAUCCGACAAGACUUUCUUCCCUGGAAGUCUCUGACCAGCAUCAUAGAGUACUACUACAUGUGGAAGACCACGGACAGAUACGUGCAACAGAAGAGGCUGAAGGCGGCUGAGGCCGAGAGCAAGCUGAAGCAAGUUUAUAUUCCCACAUAUAAUAAGCCCAACCCCAACCAGAUCUCGCUGACCAAUGGCAAGAUGGCGACCGUGAACGGCGCAGGGCCUGGAGCCUUCCACGCGGCGGGCGGGGGUCGAGCCUGCGAAAGCUGCUACACCAUGCAGUCGGCCCAGUGGUACUCGUGGGGUCCCCCCAACAUGCAGUGCCGCCUGUGCGUCUCCUGCUGGAUGUACUGGAAGAAGUACGGCGGCCUGAAGAUGCCUAGCCGAGCCGAGGUGCCCGAGGAGAGGACCUCCCCCAGCCCGGCCGCCAACGAGCCCCGGUCGCGGAGUCACGCCCCGCGCCAGUCCAACCACAUUCCCAUGCGCAACAGCGGCAGCCCCAAGUCGUCCAUGAAGACCAAGCAGGCCUUCCUGCUGCAGGCCACCCGCCUCACCAAGCUGGCGCGCCACAUGUGCCGCGACGUCAUCAGGCUGCGCCGCGCCGCGCGCCGCCCAUUUGUCCCCAUUAACUGCGGCGCCAUAAAGGCAGAGUAUGUAUCAAGGGUGUCUGAAGGUCACGGAACCCGCCUCCCCAAAAUCCGAGCGGCGCAGCGCAGCACUCUGACCAGCGUAGUGCAGUUUCUAGAGUCCCGUCCGGCAUCCCAGGCCCCCCGUUCCCACCGUACGGCCGGUCUGCAGACGCCGCCGCCGCGACGCCUCCUGUCCUCACUGCCGCACGGGCCCCACGGCAUGCUGGGAAAGCGCAGCUUCCACCACCACAGCAGAGGAGCGGAGCCAGACAGGCGCUCGGAGAAUCCCGGAACCACAGGUGGCGCUCUACUGCACAAUGGCCGCAGCAGCAGCGGCGGAAGCACCCGCGGAGGCGUGAUGAUCCGAAAGAGGCGCCCCAACUGGAUCGACGCCCCAGAUGACAGCUUCUUCCUCGUCACCCGGGAGACCAGGAGGGCGAGGCGGCUGCUGUCGCGCUCGCAGCUCCGGCGCGCUUGUCGGCAGCCCUGCGAGCAGAUCACCCUGCGGCGGGCCUCCCAGGCGCCCCCGCCGCAGGGGUUGGUCCUGGGGCCGCCGCACCCGCACCCCAGCCUGAGGAUGCGAGGCCCCAUCGUCAUCCACGACUGAUGGACACGUUCUCCUCCCUUCUUUUUCUCUUUUUCUCGUCAGACCCGUAUAGUCCUCGAUAGCCGUGAGCCGCCAGGCAACACAAAUACACACCUGCCCCCUUUUUGUUUCUUAUUUAGAUCCAUCCUGCCAAUUUAUUAGGUACUCCUUAAUUGGAAGUAAACGUAUGCUUCAUUCAGGAGGUGCGUGAGCCUCGACACUGCAGGGAUGUGGAACCUACGGAAUGGUGGGCCAGCAUACAGUCCCCCAGAGCAAUUAAUGUGGUUCUAAAACAAAAAACCCAAAUAAUAUAAUGUACAGAUAUUGCCCUGUGAUUGAAUUAAAAAAAAUGGAACAAAUUGAAAACAUAAAUGCUCACAAAAUACAGUAUCAUAGUUUGUUGCAUAAUAUUUUUUUUAAAUACAUUUCAUAAGACUUAAUAAAAGCUUAAAAAGGUUCCCUACCCCUGAAUGAAUAAACAGGAAUUGGAAUCUCAUCAUUCAAAUUUGCAAUUUGGAAAUAUAAAUUAGUUUUUUUAAGGAAUAAAUAAUGCAGUAUGAUUCAAGAGUGUGGCACAAAAACACAAUUAAUCAAGUUUAGCAGAUAAACGGUCGAGUGACUUAAUACAUCAAUGCGUGUGUGUGUGUGUGUGUGUUGUCAAGACGAGACGAAUGCAUAUUUAUUAUUAUUUUUUUUUAAAUGAAUGGACAUAUGAACGUUUUGUGUUGAGUGUGACUCGUGAUGUAGGUUUGUAUAAUUUUUUUUUUAGGGUGAGGAAGAGGGCUCAAAAGAGUUAUUAAAUGGGUUGACUUAUUGGUUAUCAAUCAAUUAAAUCUCCAUCCAAUGUCAAAUAUAAGUCCAAUCCUCAGGCAAGUUGUAUUUAAAUAGUAUGUAACGUAGGACUAAAUGACCAUUGCAUCAUUAGCAUUAGCCAACAUAGACGAGGCAAAUAUCCAACGCUUACGUUUAAAAAUAAAAUUAGAGAAAAAAUGCACUUUUAAAAAACAAAUUCACAUAGAUUUUGGUUAGUUAUUUUUUUUUUAAAUCACAAAGUUUGGGAGAAAGGCAUCAAUAAAAAGGAAUGAUACAAGCUUGGCACACAAAGGUAUUCACAUUAAAUAAGUGAAGCGCUGUGAAUAAUGCAUCUGGAAAGUAUUCACAGUGCUUCACUUUUGACCGCAUUUGUCCCCUUACAAAUUUGGCCUUGCGCAUAUUCUCCAAGUCGACUUGAGCACAUUUCCUUACGCUCUUCAGAGGCUGUAGUAAGUCAAGCGCCCGGGAAUGUGAAACAUCAUAUUGCACUUGAUGUUUGGAUGCAAUUACAAUAUACCCCACACAUACUAAUAAUAUUCUGAAAGAGACUUCUAUUGGAUUUAUUUCAUACAAAAUAAAAAAAGGAUACAUGAAUAUUUCAUGAUUGCCUUGCUUUCCAAUCACGCCUCCUUGGUGUUUCCGCAUUCAUUCACAGUUAACGCACGGUGGGUGUGAGAAGCUCGAAUGGGAGAAUACGCUUAGAUGGAAAGUUUGCCAAUCCAUGCGUGUAAAAAAGGACUUGCCUGUGAGCAGGAGAAUAGGGCCAUUAGAUGUUCAUUCAAAAAGUCAAGCCCUGUCAAUUGAGUGCAUUGGGAAAUUAUUCAGCCCUUCACUUUUUCAACAUAUUGUCCAUCCAUCCAUUGUCAACACCGCUUAUCCCGGUUAGGGUCACGGGGCGCUGGAACCUAUCCCAGCUGACGAAAGGCGGACUACACCCUGAACUGAACUGGUCGCCAGUCAGUCACAGGGCACAUAUAGACACGGACAACCAUUCACACCAUCACUGAGUGGGAACUGAUCCCACACUGCCCGCACCAAAGUCAGGCGAGUGCACCACUACACCAUCAGUGACUUUCAACAGUAUUGUUUCCACCUUGAUCCAAAAUUGACUACUGACUCAAGUCGUUUUAGACAGGAUGCCCCACACUUGGUGCACAAAUAUUUGGUCAGUUUUUCCCAUUUCUGUCUUUUUUUUUUAUAUAUAUAUAUAUAUAUAAAUUUGCAAACAUCUGCAAAAAAAACAAAAAACUAAGUGUUUAAUUGCUAACAGCCCUGGAACGCUGGCCUCGGCCUGCAACUCUUAUUGUUUAUAAUUAUGUUUUUUUUUUAUGAGGGAAAAAAUAAAAUCAGGCAUGAGUUUCAGGUGAAACUCUGAUUUCUUCAAUGGGAAUGUUUGUGUUUU
Molecule: messenger RNA, 6292 nt
Organism: Phycodurus eques (leafy seadragon)
Lineage: Eukaryota; Metazoa; Chordata; Actinopteri; Syngnathiformes; Syngnathidae
Gene: mta3
Product: metastasis associated 1 family, member 3
Exons: 19
Coding region: 1894-4098 (734 amino acids)
Biological process (GO): negative regulation of transcription by RNA polymerase II
Cellular component (GO): NuRD complex; nucleoplasm
Molecular function (GO): sequence-specific DNA binding; transcription corepressor activity; chromatin binding
Source: RefSeq, a predicted model, not a curated record